Culex quinquefasciatus (southern house mosquito) is the source of this 1090-nucleotide messenger RNA. RefSeq lists its product as uncharacterized. The transcript is spliced from 2 exons. The coding region runs from base 206 to 616 and encodes 136 amino acids. Lineage: Eukaryota; Metazoa; Arthropoda; Insecta; Diptera; Culicidae. The record is from RefSeq and is a predicted model, not a curated record.
AUAAAAAUAAAUGGUUUUUCCAUACAAAUUUCUAUGUAAAAUUUAAUCGCUUUGCGCAAAGUGGGUACUGAAUAGGGUGCCCAGAAUAUGGGACUUUUUCUCAAAACCUUGCUCCACAAGCUAAUUAUUGUUCAGUUUUCGUCUGACAGCCGGAGACAGCGGUUGUUUUUUCUGCUGUUUUCGUGGCGAGGCAAAGUGCUUACGGAUGGAGGUGAAAGAACUCUCCGAUGGGGACGAAUUUCGUUCCGUAAACGGAACGGGGAAGCGGAGGAAGACCAGCGACGGAGCCGUUGUCGGGAAUGGCCCAGAGGAGAAUCUUCUCUACAACAACAAGUUCAGCCCGCUGGCGGAGAACAACAACAACAAUGGUAUCCCAGCCAUGAAAGGAAGCGUCCCACCGGUUCCAGUGGCCAAGAAACCACCUCCUCUGUUGGUAAAGAAUAUGAGCUUCGGCAAGCUGAGGAGUGUAAUGUUGACGUGCAUCACCAAGCCAAGUUACAAGCUGACUCCGUUUGGGAUCAAAAUGCUGUGUAUCUCAGAGUACCGUUUCGAAACCGCGCGGACCCACUUGAUUGCGAACAAAGUGGAAUUCUAUACCCACGAGACGGAAAAGUAAGCCGGGGAGUACAGUUCGACUGAGCUGUGGGGCAUUUUCUCCGAAUACAUCGGCAAGUUUAAGACCUGCAAGACCCGCUUGGACCAAGUAACCCUCGUCAGUUACAUGAUCUCCAAGUAUGGUGUCUAUGGAGUUGUUUUUGAUGUCUAUUAUAUAUAAGAAGUUGAUCGAUCCUCGGUCCUAACCUGGUCGUAGCACCUAAGAGGACCUAAUAAAAAUAAGUUUAGAAUAAAAAAAAGCUGGUUAUUGUUCCUUGAGCUAUUUUAGGACUCUGGGCCAAAUAUGAGCAAAAUUGGUCAACAUUUACCCAUUGAUACUCGAAAGUGAAGUUUGUAUGGGAAAAAUUGAAAAAAAUGUAUGGAAAACUCAACUUGCUUACGGUUUGAUCUGCACUAUGCGCAACUUCCAUCCAAAUAUUCUCAAAAGUGAGAUUCUUAUUGAAAAUUUAAUGCUCUACAACUUUGAAGAACAUAC